Messenger RNA from Tetrahymena thermophila SB210, 393 nucleotides. RefSeq lists its product as hypothetical. The transcript has a single exon. The record is from RefSeq and is a predicted model, not a curated record. Lineage: Eukaryota; Ciliophora; Oligohymenophorea; Hymenostomatida; Tetrahymenidae.
AUGAAAAUGUUUCUUAAAAUUUGCAUUCUGUAAUUGAAGAUGAAGAAGAAGAAUAAAAGGAGAAUAUUUAGCCUUUUCAAAUAAAUAGAAGAUAGCCUAUUAACAGAGCGACAUAAUAAUAAAAUAAUUAAAUUGAGAUGGAGAUAAAUUUAAAUGGCAAUAAUUUUUAAUAGAGGCUACAACCAAUUCCAGAUAACUUUGAUAUAGAAGAAGAAGUCAGCUAUGUUAUUCCUAAAGUUGAAUUUAACUAAAUUUAAUAAAAAUAGCCAAAUUUAUUUGAUAUUAAUAAUCAAAAUUAAAAUCAAGGAACCAUUUUAUAAAUAAAUUAUGGAAAUGCACAGUUUUAAUAGCAAUAAUCUGACCCUUUUUUUCAAACACUUCAAAAAUAAAUGA